Cyprinodon tularosa is the source of this 5667-nucleotide messenger RNA. RefSeq names its product intraflagellar transport 172 (gene ift172). The record is from RefSeq and is a predicted model, not a curated record. Lineage: Eukaryota; Metazoa; Chordata; Actinopteri; Cyprinodontiformes; Cyprinodontidae. The transcript has 49 exons. Gene Ontology annotation, molecular function: protein binding. Bases 154 to 5397 code for a protein of 1747 amino acids. Gene Ontology annotation, biological process: intraciliary transport. Gene Ontology annotation, cellular component: intraciliary transport particle B; axoneme; ciliary basal body.
GUAACUAAGGAGAUCACAGUUCUGUUUACCUCUAAGAUGUCCUCCUUGCUAGCUGCUGAUGCUGCGGGGCUGGAGCUGAAAUGACCGAGCUCUAAAUCCUUUUCUUCGCUUCUAGAACCUCCCAGUGGGCUUCCUUUGUUUUUGUUUUACAGGAUGCAGUUGAAACAUAUUAAGAGUCUUCUCACCCCGCAGGAUGGUGCAGCCAAAGUCACAUGCAUGGCCUGGGCACCAAACAACAGCAAGUUUGCUGUUUGCAAUGUGGACAGAGUGGUGUUGCUCUAUGAUGAACAUGGAGAAAGAAGAGACAAGUUUUCCACAAAACCUAUGGAUCCAAAGUAUGGAAAACAGAGCUAUGUGGUCAAUGAUAUGGUCUUCUCGCCGGACUCCACCAAAAUCGCCAUUGGCCAAUCGGACAACAUCAUCUACGUCUACAGAAUCGGAGAAGACUGGGGGGACAAGAAAGUCAUCUGCAACAAAUUUGUUCAGACGAGUGCUGUGACUCGCCUUCUUUGGCCUGGAGAAAGUGCUAUUGUUUACGGAUUACUAGAUGGAAAGGUCCGCCUCGCCAACACCCAGACAAACAAAUCCUCCACCAUCUACUCCACAGAGUCCCCUGUCAUCUCUCUGACAUCCAAUGUUUCUGGGAAGGGUGUCCUCUCUGGUCACACUGAUGGGACUGUGGUGCGCUACUUCUUUGAUGAUGAAGGCUCAGGGGAUUCUCAGGGUAAGCUGCUGACUCACCCUUGCCCCCCGUAUGCUCUGGCCUGGGGUGCAAACAGCAUCAUGGUGGGCGGCUGCGAUAAGAAGGUGGUGGUGUACGGCAGGGAUGGCCAAGUCCUGCAGAACUUUGACUACAGCCGAGACCGAUCAGAGCGAGAGUUCACCGUGGCGGCCACCAGCCCCAGCGGACAGUCUGUGGUGUUCGGCAGCUUCGACCGACUGCGAGUGUUUAACUGGUCCCCAAGGAGAGGCAUGUGGGAUGAAGCCAAACCCAAAGAGAUCGCUAACCUCUACGCCAUCACCAGCUUGGCAUGGAAGACGGACGGAUCCCGCCUUUGUGCUGGAACACUGUGUGGCGGAGUUGAGCUGUUUGACUGCUGCUUGAGAAGAACCAUCUAUAAGAACAAGUUUGAAAUGACCUACGUUGGCCUGAGUCAGGUGAUCGUAAGGAACCUCUCCACUAGAACAAGGGUGGUGCUGAAGUCCAUUUAUGGCUAUGAGAUAGAAGAAGUCAGGAUCAUGGGAAAAGAUCGCUACCUGGUGGCGCACACCUCUGACACUCUUCUGCUCGGUGACCUAAUAACCAGCAAAUUAAGCGAGGUUCCUUGGUCCGGUUCUGGAGGAAACGAAAAGUUCUUCUUCGAAAACGAGACGGUGUGCAUGAUUUUUAAUGCCGGGGAGCUGAGCCUGGUGGAGUACAGUAACAACGAGAUUCUGGGAUCUGUCAGGACGGAGUUCAUGAAUCCACACCUCAUCAGUGUGCGACUAAAUGAGAGGAAGCAGAGAGGAGUGGAAAACAACAAGAAACUGGCUUAUCUGAUCGACAUAAAGACCAUUGCUAUUGUGGACCUGGCUGAAGGCUACAACCUGGGAACCAUCAGCCACGACUCUAAGAUUGACUGGCUGGAGCUCAAUGAAACCGGACGCAAACUGCUGUUCAGGGACAAAAAGCUGAGGCUCCACCUGUACGACAUAGAGUCCAGGAUGAAGACCACACUGCUCAGUUUCUGCUCCUACGUCCAGUGGGUGCCCGGCAGCGACGUGGUGGUCGCCCAGAACAGAGGCAACGUGUGCGUCUGGUACAACAUCGACAGCCCAGAAAGCAGCACCAUGAUCCCCAUCAAGGGAGACAUUUUGGAUCUUGAAAGAGGCGAUGGAAGGACAGAAGUCAAGGUGACGGAGGGCGUCAGCACAGUGGGGCACCUUUUGGACGAAGGCCUCAUUGAGUUUGGUACCGCCAUCGACGACGGAGAUUAUGACCGAGCAACAGCAUUUCUGGAGAAGCAGGAUAUGUCACCAGAGACUGAGGCCAUGUGGAAGACACUCAGCAAGCUGGCUCUAGAAGCACGGCAGCUGCACAUCGCAGAAAGAUGUUUUGCUGCUUUGGGUGACGUCUCAACCGUUCGGUUUCUCCACCAGACCAAUCAGAUUGCAGACAAAGUUUCACAGGAAAUGGGAGAAGAUGGGACAUCGUUUUAUAAAGUCCAAGCCAACAUGGCCAUGUUGGAUAAGAACUUUAAACUGGCUGAGAUGCAUUACAUGGAGCAGAAUGCCAUUGAAGAAGUCAUAGAGAUGUACCAAGAGCUCCACAUGUGGGAUGACUGCAUUGCUGUGGCUGAAGCCAAGAACCUCCCGGAGCUGGACAGCCUGCGUAGGAACUUCUACCAGUGGCUAACAGAGACGGGUCAAGACGAGAAGGCCGGCGAAGUGAAGGAGAGGGAAGGAGAUUUCCAGGGUGCCAUCAACCUCUACUUGAAGGCUGGACUACCAGCCAAAGCUGCCCGUCUGGCCAUCAGCCACCCAGAGAUCUCCAGCAGCACAGAGACAGUCAAUCGCAUCGCUGCCAGUCUAAUCAAGGGAGAGUUAUAUGAUAGAGCUGGAGAUCUUUAUGAGACGGUCAGGAACAACCAGAAAGCUCUGGAGUGCUACUGCAAAGGAAACGCCUUCAGGAAAGCGGUAGAGCUGGCUCGUCUGGCUUUCCCUGCCGAGGUGGUGAAACUGGAGGAGGACUGGGGAGAGUACCUCGUCCAGCAGAAACAGAUGGACGCCGCCAUCAAUCAUUUCAUUGAAGCAGGCUGCUCCCUUAAAGCCAUCAAGGCAGCAGUCGCAGCUCGCCAGUGGAAGAAGGCUGUCCACAUCCUGGAGUUGCAGGAUGAUCCAUCAGCCAAGGAAUUUUAUGUAACGAUAGCCCGGCACUACGCCUCCAUUCAGGAGUACGAGGUGGCAGAGCAGCUCUUUGUGAAGGGGGGUCACAUUAAAGAUGCCAUUGACAUGUUCACCACAGCAGGACGCUGGGAGGAGGCUCACAAGCUGGCGAUGGAGUGUAUGACAGAGGAGGAGGUCACUGAUCUAUAUGUCAGCAGAGCUAAGGAGCUGGAGAAGGAUGGAAAGUUCAAAGAGGCUGAAAAGCUGUUUGCCACCGUGAAUAAGCCUGAUUACGCCAUCAACAUGUACAAGAAGAACCGGAUGUUUGGUGAUAUUAUUCGUUUAGUUGCCAAACAUCACCCCAACCUGCUGACGGAGACCCACCUCCUCCUGGCCAAGGAACUGGAAGCAGAGUCCAGAUUCUCAGAGGCAGAGUACCACUUCAUGGAGGCUGAAGAGUUGAAGGCAGCGGUAAACAUGUACAUAGUCCAUAAAAUGUGGGAGGACGCAUACAGGGUGGCAAAGACCCAUGGAGGAGAUGGAGCCCAGAAACAGGUGGUCUACUUGUGGGCCAAGAGUCUGGGAGGAGAGGCAGCCGUCAAGCUCCUCAACAAGUUUGGUUUGCUGGACUUCGCCAUCGAAACCGCUGCACAUAAGCUCUCAUUUGACUUUGCCUUUGACUUGGCUCGCCUGUCAUGUAAGGAGAAGAUUCCCGAGAUCCACCUCAAGUAUGCCAUGUACCUGGAGGACGAGGAGAGGUUUCCUGAGGCUGAAGCUGAGUUCAUCAAAGCAGGAAAACCCAAAGAAGCCGUUUCCAUGUAUUCCCACAACAAGGACUGGGCCAACGCUCAGCGGGUGGCCGAGAGCCACGAUCCAGAAAGCGUUUCCGAGGUUCUGGUGGACCAAGCCAAGUUCUGCUUCGAACAGAAGGAUUUCCAGAAAGCAGAAGCGUUCCUGCUUCGAGCGCAGAGGCCUGAACUGGCCGUCAAAUUAUAUAAGGAUGCAGCCAUGUGGAGCGAUGCAAUGCGGAUCUGUAAGGAAUAUCUCCCCAGCAAGCUCUCUGUGCUGCAGGAGGAGUAUGAGAGGGAGAACUCCAAGGAGGGUGGCCGGGGUGCCGAAGGUUUGCUGGAGCAGGCCAAAGAGUGGGAAAAGAUGGGAGAAUAUUCCCGAGCUGUGGACUGUUACCUGAAGGUGAAGGAUGACUCCAAUGCCGCCUUGAUGGAGAAAUCCUGGAUGAAGGCAGCAGAACUUUCCAUCAAGUUCCUGAGUGCAGACCGAGCCGCAGAGGUGGUUCAUAUCAUCGGGCCCCGACUUACACAGCUGAGGAAGUUUAAUGCUGCUGCCGAGCUGUACCUCAACAUGGACCUCAUCAAAGAGGCGAUCGAUGCCUUCAUCCAAGGCGAGGAGUGGAAUAAAGCCAAGCGAGUGGCCAAAGAGCUGUUACCAAGAUAUGAAGACUACGUGGAUCAGAAGUACAAGGAGCACCUUAAAAACCAAGGCAGAGUGGAGUCGCUGGUGGGUGUGGACGUCAUGGCGGCUCUGGACCUGUACGCAGAGAAGGGCCAGUGGGACAAAUGUCUGGAGACGGCAUCCAAACAGAACUAUAAGAUCCUCCAUAAAUAUGUUGCUCUUUACGCAACUCAUCUCAUCAAGGAGGAAAAUGCACUGAAAGCUCUGCAGCUCUACACGCAACAUGGAGCUCCACCAAACCCACAAAAUUUCAACAUCUACAAGCGUUUGUUUCUGGAACUGAUCAGCAGCCCCAGCCUCGAUGGACCAGAAUCGUACCGUAUGUGGGCCGACCUGCGAAAUUUCCUACAGCAGCUGUGCGAGAACAUAUCCAAGUCAGCGGAGGCCAAUUCUCCGGCUCACCAAGACUUUGAGCAAAUGCUGCUGAUCGCUCACUACUUGGCCACUCGCUCUGCAGCCAAGGGAGUCGAGCAGCUGAUGAGCAUAGCAGCCAAGGUGUCUGUGUCUCUGCUGCGCUACACUGAGUACAUCCGUGCAGACAAAGCUUUCUACGAAGCUGGCCUAGACUGCAAGGCUGUUGGUUGGGAGAACAUGGCCUUUAUCUUUUUUAACCACUUUGUGGACCUGUCCGAUGCCUUGGACGACGGCCACGCUCCCGAUCACUCCGACUUCCUGGACACGGACAUUCCCUUCGAGGUUCAUCUUCCCACCCAACUCUGUGUGACCGAAGCCCAGCUGGAGCAGAUCCGUGAUUGGGUGCUGAUGGUGUCCGUGCAAAACCGGCUGGAGCAGGUUCUCCCUCGGGACGAAAGGGACACGUACGAAGCCUCGCUGGUGGCCUCCAAAACAGGCCUCCGCUCGCUGCCUUGUGUUCUCACUGGUUAUCCUGUUCUCAGAAACAAAAUUGAGUUUCCAGCUGCAGGAAAAGCAGCAAACAAAGAAGACUGGAAUAAAUUUCUUAUGGCAACAAAGACCACUCACAGUCCAGAGUGUCAGGAUGUCCUUAAAUUCAUAAGUGAAUGGUGUGGUGGUCUACCAGCGUCAGGAUUCUCCUUCCACUGAUGGGAAUCCUCUCCGUCGUACACACUUCCAUAUUCCCUAGGAUGGCAUAGAAGAUAAAGCCAAAGGUUGACGUCUUAAGCUUAAAUAUGUUUUCUCAAUGUUAUAAAUCUUCUGCAUGACUUUAUUUCCCAUCAGUUAUAAAUAUAUUUAAUGUAUGCGGACUGAAAAGUUUCCUUCUGUGUUUUUAAAGCCAGUAAUGCCUUUACGGUGUGUUUCCAAAGGAAUGUAUUGUCUUUAGGAAUGUCUAAAUAAAGUUUUCAAACACUAAAA